CCUACAUUGGGAUUCCAUUGGCUGGGUAAGCCCUGAGCUUGGAGUCCUGAUUGGCUGAGGGGCCUGAGGCGACAGAUUCCGGAAAAGGGAACAGCAGCCAACAUGGCGGCGGAGCGCGGCGCGGGCCAGCAACAGUCGCAGGAGAUGAUGGAGGUUGACAGGCGAGUCGAAUCUGAGGAAUCGGGCGAUGAAGGAGGGAGGAAGCAGGGCAGCGGUAUCGUGGCCGCCCUCAGCGAGCACAGCCUGAAGGACGGAGAGGAGCGGGGCGCAGAGGACCCAGAAGGUACCAGGCCCAAAGGACAAGAGCUGCCUGUGGACAUGGACACCAUUAGCCUGGACAGAGAUGCAGAGGACGUCGACCUCAAUCACUACCGCAUCGGGAAAAUUGAAGGGUUCGAGGUUCUGAAGAAAGUGAAGACUCUCUGCCUCCGUCAAAACCUGAUCAAGUGCAUCGAGAACCUGGAGGAGCUGCACAGCCUCCGAGAGCUGGACCUCUACGACAACCAGAUUAAGAAGAUCGAGAACCUGGAUGCGCUGACAGAGCUCGAGGUCCUAGAUAUUUCUUUUAAUCUACUGAGAAACAUCGAAGGGGUUGACAAGUUGACACGACUAAAAAAACUCUUCUUGGUCAACAAUAAAAUCAAUAAAAUUGAGAACAUAAGCAACUUACACCAACUGCAGAUGCUGGAGCUGGGGUCCAACCGCAUCCGGGCAAUUGAAAAUAUCGACACAUUAACCAGUCUCGAGAGUUUAUUUUUGGGGAAAAACAAGAUCACUAAACUUCAGAACCUGGACGCCCUUUCGAACCUGACGGUCCUGAGCAUGCAGAGCAACCGGCUGACCAAGAUCGAGGGGCUGCAGGGCCUGGUCAACCUGCGGGAGCUGUACCUCAGCCACAACGGCAUCGAGGUCCUCGAGGGCCUGGAGAACAACAACAAACUCACGAUGUUGGAUAUUGCGUCAAACAGAAUCAAAAAGAUUGAAAAUGUCAGCCACCUAACAGAGCUGCAGGAAUUCUGGAUGAACGACAAUCUGCUGGAGAGCUGGAGCGACCUGGACGAGCUGAAGGGGGCGCGGAGCCUGGAGACAGUGUACCUGGAGCGCAACCCCCUGCAGCGCGACCCGCAGUACCGGCGCAAGGUCACACUGGCCCUGCCCUCCGUGCGGCAGAUCGACGCCACCUUCGUGCGCUUCUGACACGCCCGCCGCCCGGCCCCCCUUGGGAGAGCCUUCCGGCCACAGUUUUUUAAUCCGCCGUUGCUCCCGAAAGCAUCUCUAUAUCAACAGUCAAACCCAUGGCAAUAAAAAGGCACUGAGUGAGUGACAGCUGCCCGCGUGGUGCCCGCUCAGCACUGGGACGCCCUCGCCGCCCCGCCCCACCGUGCCCUGGCUCAUGGGUGACGUCACUGUCCCCCAGGCCGCGCCGCCACUGCCCGUUCCUGCUUUCUUCUCCGGAGCGAGGUCACCUCUGCCCGAGGAGGUGUCACAGUGGGUCAGCGCUCUCACCGGGCGGGCAUGGAGGGCGCCCAGGGGCCCCAAGGCCAGCCACCCAGGCCCAGGCCCCCAGGUCAGCGUCACCUGCCAGCACGCGCCUCGUCAUUCUGCCAGGAACGCGAACCCCGAGUCCCCCCUCGAGGCCUAUGUCGCGGCCUCCUGUCCUCACCGCCACCCCGUCGGCCUGUCUGUCAGCUUCACCUCAACAGUCACCAGGGUCCAAGUUUAGUCUACAAGGACCCUGUCAUCCCUCAGGGUCGCAGAUGUCCCUCUGCGGAGUGAGGACUGAUGUGGUCACCACAGGUCCCUCUGCUACUUAAAUCCUAGGGCUGCCCUGCCCACGAGAGGAGUCACUUGCUGCCACACGUGGCUGCUUCAGUUCAAACUUAAAUCCAUUAAAAUAAGGUGAAAUUAAA
Messenger RNA from Pteropus alecto (black flying fox), 1910 nucleotides. It is a transcript of the gene PPP1R7, whose product is annotated as protein phosphatase 1 regulatory subunit 7. Lineage: Eukaryota; Metazoa; Chordata; Mammalia; Chiroptera; Pteropodidae. The record is from RefSeq and is a predicted model, not a curated record. Gene Ontology annotation, molecular function: protein binding. The coding region runs from base 103 to 1197 and encodes 364 amino acids. The transcript has 10 exons.